Molecule: messenger RNA, 618 nt
Organism: Adineta ricciae
Lineage: Eukaryota; Metazoa; Rotifera; Eurotatoria; Adinetida; Adinetidae
Source: the annotation of a GenBank genome assembly
AUGUUCUUUCUGAUCAGUUUUCUAUCGCUUUUACCGGCUAGUUUUCUCUUUUUCCUUGCGGCUUUGUCUCCCAAUUGGUUAACGUUUACGAAAUUAUAUCCGACUGGAAAUGUCAUUGUUCAACGAGGAUUAUUCUUUAUUUGUUACGUUAUUUCAAGCAAUGGAACUCACGAAACAACCCGAUGUGUGUCGAUGAUACAUCAGCAAGAAUCAACUGAGCCGGACAGAUGGAUUCAUGGUUUUGCGCUCGGAGCGGCAUCUAUGGCGAUGAUUUGUAUCAUACUAAGUCUAAUUAUUUUACUCCUAUCAGGUAUUUACUUCCAACGUCGUCGACGAAGCGAUCAACAUCUAUGGUAUUUACUCUCUAUGUGUCUGCUACUGUUUAUCAUUCUCGGAUGUUCAAUAUCAGUUUGGAUUUUACUUCUCUCCGAAACACUCGGUCUUGGCACGGCGAUUGACAAUCGUAUGUACAGAUGGCCAAUGUGGGCUGCCAUUCUGUCAACAAUGGGUUAUCUGUUAGCGUUUAUAACAAUGUUUUCGUCGUUUUGUACACUGUGUCGACGUGAUAAGACAGUGCAAACGCAAAUUAGUCGCAUUCGAGAUCAACUACGGGUUUAG